Pogoniulus pusillus (Red-fronted tinkerbird) is the source of this 2423-nucleotide messenger RNA. It is a transcript of the gene DONSON, whose product is annotated as DNA replication fork stabilization factor DONSON. The record is from RefSeq and is a predicted model, not a curated record. NCBI's taxonomy places the organism in Eukaryota, Metazoa, Chordata, Aves, Piciformes, Lybiidae. Gene Ontology annotation, cellular component: nucleus. Gene Ontology annotation, biological process: nuclear DNA replication. The transcript is spliced from 10 exons. Bases 246 to 2171 code for a protein of 641 amino acids.
GAAUGGGUGCUUUUCUGCAAGACAGUCCCAAGUAAAAUACUCCAGCAUGGGCCCUACCCGGUGUCGUGAAUCGCGGCCAGAUGUUCAGUCUCCUAUUUCACACAACUGGAACUGCGUUCUAGUGUCUUCACAGGAGAUGUUUGUCCUGGUGCAGCUCUGUGCCGAUUUCUUUGAUACCUAAGCGGAGAAACCAGGCUGCUUUCAAAACUCCAUUUGUAUUUCUCAGUAGUAACGCUUCAAUUUAAAUGGACUACCGGGCGGGGCGGUGCCGGCGGUGCCCGGGGCCGGCAGGAAGAGCUCUCUCACAGGCGCCCCCUCAGCGCCGGCGGCCCCGAGCCCUCCGCGCCCAGACGAAAUGGCGGCGGCGGCGUUCGCUCGGCACCGCCCAGGGGCGGAGCUGGCCGCUUUGCGCGCCAAGCCGGGACAGACUCUCCCGUCUGGCAGCUCCUCACCGUCGAGCCAUGGCUGCCCCAGCUGUGCCCGGCUACUCGCCCGGCUUCAAGAAACCGCCAGCGAUGCUGCGGCUGAAGCGCAAACGAUUGCGGAGGAGCGAGACUGUUGCCUCCGCUUCCCCGCCCUGUGGCGCAGCCCCGCGGGCCCCCUCCAUGCCGGCCCGCCGAAACCCCUUCUCCAGCCUGGAAAACGCGCCGCGGGCGGCUGCCAACCCUAAGCAGCCGCAGCGGGCUCGGCUGCCUCCGCCACUGACAGAAGAGUCCCCUUCGGCAGUUCCUUUCUGGCAGCUUUUAGAGCCUGUUUGUGAAGAUAAACCCGUCCCAAGAUCAGAGCCCUCUGACAGAACUGAUGACUUCGCCCUGACCAAUGACUUUCAUUUACCUGUUGCUGUACCUGAAGUUCCCUCCUCACCAAGACAUGAAUUUCCUGCAGAUUGGAGUAUUAAAACACGACUUCUAUUUAUGUCUUCUCAACCUUUUACCUGGACAGAACAUUUGAAAGCACAAGAAGAAGCUCAAGGAUUUGCUCAGCAUUGUAGAACUACAGAAACAAACUUGCCACAGAGCAUAGAGGAACCAAAACUGUCAAUGGAACUGCGUUGUGCCUUCCAGCAAAGCCUCGUUUACUGGCUUCACCCUUCACUGCCAUGGCUGCAGAUGUUUCCCCGGAUUGGAGCAGAUAGAAAAAUUGCUGGAAAGGCCAAUCCUUGGUCACAGGAUGAAGCCCUGCAGCAAGUGCUAAUGAGCGAGUGGUCUGUCAGCUUUACUUCUCUGUACAAUCUGCUCAGAGCCAAGCUGUGUCCAUACUUCUAUGUGUGCACUUACCAGUUUACUGUUCUGUUCCGUGCGGCUGGUCUUGCAGGAAGUGACGUUAUCACAGCUGUCAUUUCUCCCACAACUAGAGGUUUAAGGGAAGCCAUGAGAAGUGAAGGCAUAGAGUUUUCUUUACCUUUGGUAGAAGAAAGAAGAACCAGGAAACAGAAGAACUCCAAUGUGAACUUGGAAACGGAAGCUGAUAACAGCCUUGAAGUGAGCAACAGCACAGAAGACGGAGAAGAGCCAGCUCCAAGUGAUGAUGAUGAUGACGCUGAGGCAAGCUUCUCUUGGCUUGAGGAGAUGGGAGUCCAAGACAAGGUUAAGAAACCAGAUGCUCUUUCUAUUAAGCUUCAUAAGGAGAAGCAUGAGGUGCAUGUGGAUCACAAACCGGAGUCCCUUGCAUUAGUGAAAGGAACAAACACCUUCACCUUGCUGAACUUCCUGAUAAACUGCAAGAGCCUUGUGGCUGCUGCAGGUCCACAGGCAGGGCUUCCACCAACUUUACUGUCCCCCGUUGCUUUCCGAGGAGGAACAAUGCAAACACUCAAAGCUCGAAGUAUAAAUGCCAAAGCCAGGGUCCAAUUGGCAUAUAAGGAUAUAUCCAGUUUGGAGAUCGUAGGCCCCGUCAUGCCUCAUGCCCUGCAUUCACUGACCAUGCUGCUCAGGUCUGCACAGAGGGGAGCCUUCUCUGCUGUCUUGUAUACACAUGAGCCAACUGCUGUGUUCAACACUAACCUUGACAAUGCAAGCUCCGCCUUAAAUAAGGAAAGUAUACACAAAGACCUUUCUGCAUGUGGACUGCAUCCUAAGACUUUGGAUCAACUGAGUCAGUGUCCAACACUGGGGAAAUAUUCCAUCCGAUUUCUGGAAAUGAAGGAUUAUGCUUAUACCUGGAAGUCUUAGGUACGCUAGUUCGAUUUAGUGGAAGAGAAUGCUCUCCAGUGUGCAGUUGCUGUGCUUGAUUUUGGUCUACAUGGGCAGCACCUACACAAUCCUGGGAGUGAUACAAUUGAACUGAACCUGCUGGACAAUUGUUUUAUAUUGGCUGAUGGGUACAAUUGGAAGGCCUUUUAAAGGAAAUGAAAGAAAAGCCUUCAGCAUCUCCUUUUGCAUUUCAGAAAGCCUGGGUUUUAAAAUAAAAUGUGCUAAAACAUG